Archocentrus centrarchus (flier cichlid) is the source of this 2700-nucleotide messenger RNA. It is a transcript of the gene smtnl2, whose product is annotated as smoothelin, like. The coding region runs from base 370 to 2043 and encodes 557 amino acids. The transcript has 10 exons. Lineage: Eukaryota; Metazoa; Chordata; Actinopteri; Cichliformes; Cichlidae. Gene Ontology annotation, molecular function: protein binding. The record is from RefSeq and is a predicted model, not a curated record.
ACCAGAGAGCCGGCAGAGCAGAGCAGAGCUCACACACCCUUACACACAGUCAUUCAGCUGUUGAGCGCUGAGGAAACUCUCAGCCGCAGCGGAGAGUGAAACCGAGACAAAGUGCUAGAGUGACACUGGGACCUGGAAAGCAGGGCUUACUAAUCAUCCUAUCUCAGGACGUAGCUGAAGGAGUGGUAAUAACACAGACCAGACCUUUGCCACCCCUUUCAAACUUUCACCUCUCAGCAGUCCCCAACUCCUCCAGCAAAAGCCUUAGAACACUGACGAAGGCUUACAGUCAUCAGGGGAGAGUCAUUAACUCACUUAGAAGCUAUCUGGCCCAUUCCCUGAGGAUCAGCAGUGGCAGCAGCUUUUCCAAUGGAAGCCCCAGUCAUGGGUGAGAUGGGAGACCUGUGCUGCCCACGAUCAUGCUCUCCAGAGGGGGAGACUGUGUGUGCAGCACUAGCCCGUUAUGAGAACACUCUCCGGGAUGCCAUCAGGGAGAUCCAUGUGGAUGUGAGGACUUUUAAACUGGGUAUGGAGCGUCGCCUGGAGGAGACAGCCAACUUGAAUGGGCCCCUUGAGCGAGCUGUGUCUCAGCUUCAGCAGGAGAACCAGCAGCUCAGGAGUCAGCUGGAGGUUCUGACUCGACAGGUGGAGCUCCUGAGUGGCAUCACAUGCGACAGGAGCACCUUGCUGAACAACAACCACCACAGUCACACCCAGAACCACAAGAACCACCUGAAUGACAUUGAGGAGAACCAUGAGGAGAUAAAGGAGGUGAUCUAUGGAAAAGGUGAGGCUCACACUCAGAGUCAGGGACAUCUACACAUCCAGACCUCCACGCUGGGAGGCCAAGCCCAGACCUACAGCAGCAUCAGCAAUCAGACUAUCCCUGCAUCCCCCCCUGCCACCUUCUCAUCCUCCCCCACCUCCAGCAGUCCUCCAGUUGGCGCCAGAGUUUCCUCCAUGGUGACAAGUCCAGUGUCUGGCAGCAGUCCAUCCAUCACCCGCUUCUCCAGCCGAGCCACUUUUGCUGUCUCCAGCAAGACCAAUAGCAUUGAGCGAGAGGAGCCAAUCGAAGUCGACCCAGCCCCAACACAUUCUGCACAGGAGAAUGGACAUGCUGUUCCUACAGAACAGUCAGUGUUGGUACAUGGAAAGAUCUCUCCACCCACUGACGCUCCACAUGAGCAUAGUGCUCCCAUUGUCACCAUGCGGAUGCCCCACCUCCCCAUUACUGCCACAACCAAGACAGCAGAAAUCAAAAGUUCCCCCAUUUCUUCAGGCAGCCCAAUCAGCCCCCUGACCUCUCCAGUCUCCUCUGAGGCUUCACCUGCUGGCCAGUCAGCUUCUAACACCACUCAGCCUGAACCAAUAGAGGAGCCUCUGAUGCAACCAGUACCUUCUGUGAAGUCAUGGACCCCUACACAUAUCAGAGCUCUGGGAUCUCCUCAUCUUCAGGAGAAGGCAAAUUCAGUUCCUGCUAAGUCUGUGACCUACUCAGGGCUACCACAGCCUGACAGUGAUGGGUCCUUUGGGCAGAUGGGAGAAAGGAGGCGGGAGCUGGUGAGAUCACAGACUCUGCCCCGUAACAUCGGCGCUCAAGCUCGUCGAUCUAUCUUUGAAAGACUGGACCCUGAGGCCAGUCGCCCUAAAACAGUGGACUCAAAGCCCAAGCUGAAGCGGUCUCAGAGUUUUGGGGUAUCCUCUGCCAGCAGCAUCAAACAGAUUCUUCUCGAGUGGUGUCGCUCCAAGACCAUAGGCUACCAGAACAUUGACAUCCAGAACUUCUCGUCCAGUUGGAGCGAUGGGAUGGCUUUCUGCGCCCUGGUUCACUCCUUCUUUCCCACUGAGUUCGACUACACCUCUUUGUCGCCUGCCAACCACAGGCACAAUUUUGAGCUGGCCUUUGGAACUGCAGAGGUGAAGGCAGGCUGCGACCGCCUGAUCGAGGUGGAUGACAUGAUGAUCAUGGGCCGUAAGCCAGACCCCAUGUGCGUCUUCACCUACGUCCAGUCCCUCUACAACCACCUGCGCAAGUUUGAGUGAAGCUCAAAGGCCUCUUUCAGAACAUCAACACACACUCGGCUUAUUUCUCGUUGGCUGUCAGGCAGAUGCCUCUGCAUGUAGAGCUGGUGGACACAGCUGGCACUUUGAAAAGACUAGACUGCCCCCUAGUGGCGGAAGAAUAAACAUUCCUCUUCCUGCUGCAGAAGAAGCAGCUCAGAGAAGUGCUCACAGCUUGGCCCACUGGCACAGUGGACAGUGAUUUAUUGCUGCUGUGUAAGAACAGUCAUGAAGAUGGAUUAUCACAUAGCUGUCAGCAGUGUGUGUGUGUUUGUGUGUGUGUGUAUGUAUGUUUUUUUUGUUUGUUUUUUUAGGUGUUUAGUUUGCACAUGAGUAUUCGUGUAUGUGGCUGUUUAUCAUCAUCACACACGCUUGUAGGUGAGCCUCCAUAUCAACUUCUGCACCACUGGAGAGCAUUGGUGUCACUGUCUGUGAUGCAGUGUGCCAGACUGUUUGGGGGAUAUAUGAUACAAUGCUAUAAAAAUGACAUGAAAAUGUGAUACAAUGCUGGGUAAUAUUUCAAUCCACAUAUGCUGGAUGACUUUGUCACUGAGAUGAUGCUGAACUAUGGAAGACAAAACCAAUAAAUUGUACUUCUUUGUGGAAACUGUUUUUCUCAAUCUCUCCUUCUAUUUUAUG